Molecule: messenger RNA, 2739 nt
Organism: Vigna angularis (adzuki bean)
Lineage: Eukaryota; Viridiplantae; Streptophyta; Magnoliopsida; Fabales; Fabaceae
Product: 5'-3' exoribonuclease 3
Exons: 22
Coding region: 1-2739 (912 amino acids)
Biological process (GO): nuclear-transcribed mRNA catabolic process
Cellular component (GO): nucleus
Molecular function (GO): RNA binding; 5'-3' RNA exonuclease activity
Source: RefSeq, a predicted model, not a curated record
AUGGGAGUGCCCGCGUUCUAUAGAUGGCUGACUGAUAAAUAUCCCAGGGUGGUGCAAGAUGUAGACAAAGCCAUGCAAGACCCAAAUGGAGUGAAAUAUGAUAACUUGUAUCUUGACAUGAAUGCCAUCAUCCAUCCAUGUUUUCACCCUGAUAGUGAUCAUGACGAUAUUCCACUUCCAACAACAUUCGAAGAUGUUUUCAGAAAUGUCUUUGACUACAUUGAUAGACUUGUCGACACUGUUAGGCCUCGCAAGCUCGUAUACAUGGCUAUUGACGGGAUUACCCCACGUGCCAAAAUGAACCAGCAACGUUCAAGACGAUUCCGAGCUGCUAAGGACAAAGAAAUUCAUGAAGCUGAGGAAGAGAGGCUAAGGAAACAAUUUGAAAUGGAAGGGAAACAAGUUCUUCCUAAACAAGAGUCUGAAGUUGCAGAUUUCAAUAUUAUAACACCAGGCACUGAGUUCAUGCAUGAACUCUCAAAGGCACUUAAGGGCUAUAUCUCUACAAGGAUAAAUUGUAACUCAUUAUGGAAGGAUAUUAUGGUAAUUCUCUCCGAUGCUAAUGUUCCCGGGGAAGGGGAACAUAAGAUUAUGUCAUACAUACGCAAACAGCGUACUCUGGAGGAGUAUGAUCCAAAUACCUGUCACUGUUUAUAUGGCUUGGAUGCUGAUCUUAUAAUGCUUGCACUGGCGACUCACGAGCCCCAUUUUUCAAUAUUAAGAGAGCUUUUGCACAUUUGGCUACUGAGGGAGUAUAUUGAGUUAGACAUGAAGAUAGAAAAUCCUCCAAAAACUUGUAGCAUUAUUAAGCUUGAGAGAAUAAUUGAUGAUUUCAUCUUCAUGUGCUUUUUUGCUGGAAAUGAUUUUCUGCCCCACCUGCCAUCUUUGGAUAUUCAUGAGGGGGCCAUUGAUUUGCUAAUGACUGUUUACAAGGAAGAAUUCAGUACUCUUGGAGGACAUCUAGUGGACAUGAGCAGGGUUGGAGAAAAAAAUGCUGCUUUUAUGAAGUUAUCUAGAGUUGAAAACUUUAUACUUAAGGUUGGUACAUAUGAAGAGAAAAUGUUUAAGAAAAGAUCUGAAAUACGAGAACGCAGAUUGAAAAGGCUUAUUCGAGAUAAUGAGGAUGCCAGGAGGGAAGAAAAGAAUGAAAAAUGUUUCUUUGAUCUUGACGAUGAAAAUACUUCUGAUUGCACUCUUCUGAUCAAGAAGGCACCAGAUUCAAAGUUGUCUCUUUUGGCGAAUAAUGUUUCUGCUACACAUGCUGAAAUUGAGCAAAACACAAAGGAUUUAAAAGAUGAAUUGAAGAAAAGUAUUAGACAAAAAUGUGACUUACUUUUGAGUGAAGAUUUCUUAGUUGACAAGAUAAAAUUUGGAGCACCUGGUUACAAAGAAAGAUAUUAUAAAGCGAAGUUUUCUGUGGAAACUCCUACUGACAUUGAGGGAAAAAGGAAGGAAAUAGUCCAGAAGUACACUGAAGGAUUGGCAUGGGUUCUUCAAUACUAUUUUUCAGCAGUUGCUUCCUGGACAUGGUUUUAUCCGUUCCACUACGGUCCAUUUGCUUCAGAUUUAAAGGGCAUGAGUCAAGUGAGAGUAAAAUUUGAAAAAGGUGUCCCAUUCUUACCACUUGAUCAACUUUUAAGUGUUCUCCCUCCAGGAAGUGCUCAUGCUCUUCCAAAAGCCUAUGCACAACUAAUGCUAGAUGAGAAAUCUAGAAUCCUUGACUUUUAUCCUCAGGAUUUUGAAGUUGACACUGAAGGAAAACGCUUCACCUGGCAGGGAAUUUGCAAACUUCCAUGGAUAGAUGAUACCCGGCUUGUGGCUGAAACCAAAGAACUCAAAAAUGAAUUAUCGGAAAAGGAGGCCAUAAGAAAUUCACUCAAGGCUGAUAGCUUGUUUGUUAGAAGCUCUAGCAAAUUAGCAGAGAAAUUUGGCUCUCUAUCUGUUGACCCAAAUUGCAAGAUAGACACGAGAAUAAGUGAUGGCAUUGGGGGUACCAUAAGUCCUUGCAAUGAAGAAGCUUGCUUGGACCUUUGUGACAACAAAGAAGAUCGUGUCUUAUGUGUCUAUUACGAGCUUCCUGCUGGUAGUAAUCACAUUCCUUGUUUACUAUCGAAUGUGAGCCUUCCAGAGAAGAAAAUCUUUGAAGGUGAUAUCAUGGAAACUGAACUCUGGCAUGAACGUCAGAGAUAUUUUAGUCGUUUUGAGAGGGUGCAAACUCAAGACAAAUGGAGGAGUGAAAACAAGAGCAAUAGUUCAAGGGUUUUCUCACAUUCAAGUAGACAACAUGAAAGAAGCUUUUCAUCAAAUGGAAGUAGCCAACAUGCAAGAAGCUUUUCAUCAAAUGCAAAUAGCCAACAUGGAAGAAGCUUUUCAUCAAAUGCACCUUCCUUUAUACACAAAGGUGCUGGUGUUGGAUGGGGUUCAGGUAGAGGGAGAAAAGUUGAUACAGUGAAAAAUGAAAGAAUUCCUAGUCAUGAACAACAUAAUGAUGCAGGCUCCUACCAUGUAACAACUACUAGUGACACCACAUCGCAGCUCUUUGUGAAUGACUUUAGACAAUUCAGAAUAUCAGAGUCUGGUCGCAUGAAUCAGUCAAAGAAUGCUUAUAAUCAUGAAGCUUCACAAUCUGAGAGACCUUUUGGUCGGGGACAAGGUAGGGGUGCUUCUAGUAGCAUUGCAUUGCGGCCUCAAUGGAGUGGUGCAACAUCUCAGCAAGGGAAAGAUCGUAAUCGUUGGUAA